UCCCGUUGCCUAGUUACCGCUCAGGCCUUCGGGCCGGCAGCUUAGUAGCCCGAGACUAUAAACCACCGGAGGCCUUAGGAGUCCCUGGCCGCCCGUGUUCUUCAUAGCCCGGGGAAGAGCGAGGACGCAGGAAAUGUCUGUAUAGAUGAAUCAUCUGUGCGUUGCAUACAUUAAUAAUACUCAUCCACCUAUGAUAUGCUGGCUAUGGGCGAUUGGAGGACAAACAACAUGCCAGAGUCAGAAACCAGAAUAAUUUCCCGGUAUAACAGUGAACCCCAGAUAUCAUCCCCAAACUUUCUGCAACCUACAAUCAACAUAGGCAAAUCCUCUCAAGUUCCAGACUUCUGCAAUGAGGACAAUGUAGAACAGUGCGUAGCAUAUCUUGAACAGGAGUUGAAGACUUUGGGGUUUCCAUCCUUGCAAACGGUAUCAAGGAAUGGCAGCGGGAGAAGGUUACACGUAGUGUCAAUCUUAAACUGCAUCCAUGAGCUGCUCCAGCGUCACACACGAGACCUGAGAAGAAGAGAAGAUGUGGAAACGCAAAUUCUAAAAAUUAAUAGUGACUUGGAAAAUUUACAGAGCAAUCACUUCAAACUUAAGGAUCAGCUUGAAGUGACAAAACGGGAGAACGCUGCUCUUUUGGAGAAAGAACGCCAGCAACAGUGCAAGAAUAACAGCCUCCUGCAGCUGCUGAAGAAUGAGAAAGAGGAGGCUCAGAAGUUACAGAACAUUAUUACCAGCCGCUCCACACAGCACAACCACAACAUGAAGAGGAAGGAGAGAGAGUACAACAAGUUGAAGGAGAGACUGUACCAGCUAGUGAUGGACAAGAAAGACAAAAAAAUGUCUAUUGAUGUACUCAAUUAUGUGGGCCGAGCGGACGGUAAAAGGAUGGCUUGGAGGACAAGUAAAACUGAUGCCAAGAACGAGGAUGAGAUGUACAAAGUUCUGCUCGGCGAUUAUGAACAGAGGCAGAAGCAGCUCAUGCUGGAGAACGCAGAACUGAAGAAAGUCUUGCAGCAAAUGAAGAAAGAAAUGAUCUCCAUUCUCAGCCCACAGAAACCGAGAGCAAAGGACAAAAUGGAAGAUAGUCUGGGACCAGCUCUUUCAGACAAUGAGGAAGAUACGGCAGACUCCAGUAAAGAGCACCUGUCGGAAUUAUCAUGCGAGGCAGUCAGAGAGCAGCUGGUUAACAGCAUUCGUCAGCAGUGGCGGAUACUGAAGAGUCACGUGGAAAAGCUAGACAACCAAGCUGCCCAAAUACGCGUGGCAUCACCAGACCGGAAGAGCUUGAUUGCCAAGGAAGAGCAUGAGAGAGAGGUGGAAAAACUGAAAGGUGAAAUCCUAGAGUGCAGGGAAACCAUCAAGAACCAGCAGCACCUUUUACAGCAACAAUUCAAUGUAGGACGUGAUGAAGAUACAGCCACCCUCCUCCAGGACUGUUACCUCCUUGAAGACCAGGAGAGACUCCGGGAAGAAUGGAAGUUAUUUAAUGAACAAAAAAAGAAUUUUGAGAAAGAGAGAAGGAAUUUUACUGAAGCUGCCAUCCGUCUGGGACACGAGAAAAAGACGUUCGAAGAGGACCGAGCACUGUGGUUAAAACACCAAUUCCUAAACAUGUCCUUGUUUUGUGAUCGCAAAAGCGCUGAGUACUGCCAGCCUCAAAGUGCCUUUUCAAGCCAAGAGCAGGAAUGCCAUAUAAUCCAAACAAAGUCACCUCAAACCAAACGCCAUAAGACACCUCCAGGCGAUGUCACAAGAAGCAUCGGAAAGUCACUGCCCAUCACCCCUCCCUGCAACCAGCAGCAUCUCUACAGAUACAGCAGUGCAAGAAUGGAUUCAAGCAGCAGUGAUCUAUGAAUGAGAAGUGGAGCUGGCUACUGCAUCAUCCGUAGCGUGUGCAUGCGCUGGGUUGUGGCCUUCUCGAUGAUUUGUUCUGUGUUUAAUUUAUUACCACUUCCUCCAGUGUCUGGGUCUCACUCUAUUGCUACAGCGUUCACUGCCCUGCAUACAUUACAUGGGUUACCCGUCUGUCCUAGGCACUGAAGCCAUGCACAAGCGGCAUGUUGGUUUAUUCUUUUGUCUCUUGUUUGUAGUGUGUCUGAAGUUCUAUAUUGUGAAUAUUUUCUCUCAGGGAAUAAAGUUUAAAGGUAUAUAUCAUGGCCUUAAAUUGGCAAAAUGCAUUUAAUGCCUGCUCUGUUGAGAAUGCAGAUACUUUGAAGGCCUCUGAACAGAGGUCAGUGUAGAAAAUAUUGAAGUACAGAGAUUUAGCUGGGGUGGCCUGCUGGUAGGCUACAGCCUGGUAAAGCUGUACUAAAUCUCAACAUGGGAGGUGACCAAAGUCUUCGUUCACAAAUGAUGCUCACAAAGUGCAAACUUAAAUAUCCAGCAGCAAGUAGUUAACUUAGAUCU
Messenger RNA from Nanorana parkeri, 2412 nucleotides. It is a transcript of the gene SSX2IP, whose product is annotated as SSX family member 2 interacting protein. The transcript is spliced from 14 exons. Bases 196 to 1860 code for a protein of 554 amino acids. Lineage: Eukaryota; Metazoa; Chordata; Amphibia; Anura; Dicroglossidae. The record is from RefSeq and is a predicted model, not a curated record.